UUAAAAUGAGUGAUAUUGUUUUAGGAGAAUAUGAAUAACUUGAAUUGGAUAGUGAAUCUCAUGAUUCUAAAUUAUUGCCAUAACCAUAAUAAUACAUUGAAGAAACAUUAGAGGACAUAAUCAAAUAAUAGCCUAUAUUUUUUGAACAAGAAAUUUAAUCAGGAAAUUUUAAUUUGUUAGUAUUACAUACUCCUGAGAAUUUGAAUGAAUUAGAUUCAACAGGAUACGCAUUAAUUCAUCAUGCAAUUUCUUUUGAAAGAUUAGAUAUAAUUAAAUACUUACUUUUGAAAGGAGCAAAUCCUUUAAUAAAAUCUCAAAUUCAAUAAAGUUGUUUGAUGAUGGCUUGUCAUUUUGGUAACUAAGAAUUAGUAAGACUCUUUAUAGAUUUAGGCAAUAAUAUCAAUGAGUAAGAUAAUUUAUUAUUUACUCCAUUGCUUUAUGCAAUUAAAUGCAAUAAAUAGUUGAUUGCUCUCUAUUUGAUAGCUUUAUAAGCUAAAACAGAUAUAUCAGAUAAUGCUGGAUGUACAAUUAUGCAUUGGGCUGCUUAUACUAAUGAUGUGUAUAUGCUCAGAUAUUUUGAAGGAGAUAAUUCAUAUAAUUUAUAGGAUUCUAAAGGCAAAACUCCUUUGAUUAGAGCAAUAUCAAAUUAUUCAAAUGAUGCUGUUGAAUAUUUACUUAGAACAUACCCAGAUAUUAUGCCUAAUUAUGAAAUGGAUCUAAAGACAAUAGCUAUUAAAAAAAUAGUAGAAACUAUUAAAUACGAAAACUUCAUUAAAAAGUAUAAUACUAAAUUAGUUCAAUAUAUUGUAAUGGGUUUAUUCUAUUUCAUAAUUGGGGUACUUGUAGUUUUCAAUUUUUAAAGAUUAAAUAAUGAUGAUACUUAUGGCUAUAGUAUUACUUUGAUUUCAUUAAUUAUUACACUCUAUAGUUUAUUUUACUGUAUCAUAUUUUUAUAGAAGAGUACAAGUAAAUAAGAAUAAGGCAAAAAGAUGUGUAACAGUUUAGGACAUCCUAAAAUUAGUUAUGAAUGCCAUCAUAAUAAUGAUGGAUAGCAUAGACAUCAUAUUUUAGAAGAGGAAAUUAAUUUAGAUGAAAUUUAAGAUGAUUUAGAAAAUAAUAAUUUAUCAAAUUUAUCAGAAUUAUUAAGAGCAGUCAAGUUAUAUUUUGAAAAGGAUGAACAAUUUAUUGAUUUUGAUAUUACAAGAACAUGUUCUAAAUGUAAAAUCAUUUAAAAAGCAUAAGUCUAUCAUUGUGAUCAUUGCAAUAUCUGCGUAAAUUAUUAAUUUAUUAAUUUAGGUUAAAGGAUUUCAAUUUCAUUCUAUUUAUUUGAACAAAUGUAUAAACAAUACAAAUCAUUUUUUUUAUGUCUUCUUUUUGCUCACAUACUUUAUAACUUUUAUUACUAAUGUUUACACUACUUAUUAUACAAUAUCCAAAAAUCAAAAUAGUAUUACAUUAUUUUUUUUCCUUCCUGUGUUUUCCAAUCUUACUUUCAUUGAAUUAAUUGGAUAUUAUGGUAUGAUUUUUGGAAUCUAUGUUAUUUCAAUCAAUUUAUUAGUUUAAGUAUAUCUUAUUUUAAUAUUUAGAUUGCAUGUAUCUUUUCCAAUUUGACUGAACAUGAAUUACUAAAUUCAGAAAAAUAUAAAUAUCUAUAUGAACUUGUACUAAUUUAAGAAUUUUAUUACAUGAAACUAAAAAAAGUUGGAGACAUAUUUGAAAAUGCUAAAUCUUAUAUUUGGAAUCAAUACAAUGAAUUAAGAAUCUUAUGA
This is a messenger RNA of Paramecium sonneborni, 1769 nucleotides long. The record is from the annotation of a GenBank genome assembly. NCBI's taxonomy places the organism in Eukaryota, Ciliophora, Oligohymenophorea, Peniculida, Parameciidae.